Condylostylus longicornis is the source of this 3582-nucleotide messenger RNA. It is a transcript of the gene Asph, whose product is annotated as aspartyl/asparaginyl beta-hydroxylase. NCBI's taxonomy places the organism in Eukaryota, Metazoa, Arthropoda, Insecta, Diptera, Dolichopodidae. Gene Ontology annotation, molecular function: peptidyl-aspartic acid 3-dioxygenase activity; protein binding. Bases 215 to 3250 code for a protein of 1011 amino acids. The transcript has 13 exons. The record is from RefSeq and is a predicted model, not a curated record. Gene Ontology annotation, cellular component: endoplasmic reticulum. Gene Ontology annotation, biological process: peptidyl-aspartic acid hydroxylation.
AAAAGUACCAAUCAGAAAGCAGUUCAUUUUCAUUAGGAGAAAUUUUACGAGAAGGUAAAGUCCACAAAAGGAAUAAAAAUAAAUCAAAUAAUAAAUUUUUUGUAAAUGAAUAUAUCAAUAAAUUUAGUCCUAAUGAAAGUGAUAUUUUGAGAAUUUUAAUAAAGUUUUGAAUAUUAUUGAAAAAAAAAAUAAAAAAUUAAGGAAGUAAUCAAAAAUGUCAGGAGACGUUCAACCAAGAAAACGGAAAGAUAAAAAAAGAAAACGAGAUUCAAUAGAUCACAAGUCUGAGGCUGAAAUAACAUUUACACGUAAAGCAAGUUUGCAAUCAACGGAAGAAGAAGACGAAGGAAUACAUCAUGGAGUGCAUGCAACUAAAAUGGGUACAGACGAUGUUCACUUGCACGUUCAGAGUGACCAUGGAACUGGCGGGCAUUGGUGCGCUAAAAUAUUUUUCUUUUCAUUACUCGCUAUAUUAGUUGGACUAAUUGGUUUAAUAAUAAUGGAAAACAGAGGAUUAGCAGACUUGGAUACACCUCUGUCGGAAUCGAGAUAUUCAGAAUAUUUUGAAGGAUGGGUAGACGAACAUCGAGAAUCACAUGAUCACGAUCCUCAUGAAGUAGUAGCCCAUGAAAUUGAGGAACAUGAAGAGCAUGAUGAGCCUUUUGAAGAGGAAGAAGAUGUUUCUGAACCUGAAGAAGAAUUGGUAGAACAUGAAGAGGAUGAUGAGCAUGAUGAUGAGGACCAUGACGAUGAUACCGCGGAUGUAGAGGAAGAUGAGGAAGAAGCAGAUGAAGAUGAGGAUGAAGGUACCGCUGAAAAUGAAGAUGAAGAGAAAGAUAAUGUUACUCAGGAAGAUGUUGUAACUAAAGAAAACCAAGAAGAUGAAGAAGACGAAGAAGAAAGUAAACCAAUUUUUACACGUGUACGAAGAGCAGUUCCAUCACAAGAAGCUGAAGUUAGCAUUGAAGGAAAGGCAAUUGAAGAAACAAAAGAGACUGAUGUUGAUGAACAAGAAGAAGAUGGCAAUGAUGAGAAUGAGCCUUUUGAAGAGGAAGAUGAUGAUACCACUUUUGAAGUAGUUGAUAAUGACGCUGAAGAAAUUAAAAUUUUACAAGAGAAAGCUAGAAAAAUUCAAGAAGAAACUGAUGAUGUCGAGCCAGAAGUUGAAGAAGAAUCAUAUGUUUCUCCACUUGCUGUGAAAAUUCUGGUUGGGUUUGCCUUAGCCAUAGUAGCUCGUGUAGUAUUGAUUAAAAAUGGGAAUGUCGAUGAUAAAGCGAAAUCUAAGGCACCAGAGGAUGAUUUACCUGAAGAUGUUCUAAUGAAACGAAGAUUAACAGUGGCGUCACCCGAAAUGCUAGAGGAUGAUGAAAUUGUAGAAGAAUUAGAAGAGGAAGUGAUUGAAGAAGAAAUAGAGGAAGAGGUCGAAGAAAUUGAUGAGGUUGAAGAAGUUGAUGAACCAGAAGAAAAAAAAACAUCUUAUCGACCAGAAACAUUCGAAGAACUAAACGCAAUGUUUAAACCGAAAGCAGAACCUAUAAUUGCCGAAUCAUUUGCUAGUAAAGAUAAAAUAAAAGAUGCAGUAAAAGAGGAUGUAGAAAGGAAAUCGGUUCAAUCAACCUCGCAAAACGAGACCAGAAAACAAACCGAAGCAGAUAAAGGGGUUUCUCUACCAAAUGUUAAGAAAGAACACUCAACGAAUUAUGAAGAUAAAUUUGAUGAAGGUGAAGAAGAACAUGGUGUAGGAGAAGCGUUAGAUGAAGAAGAAGCAUAUGAGGAAGAAUUGGGAUCCGAAGAAGAAGAACUAUCUGAAGUUGAUGAUGAUGAUUUAAUGGAACGUUUAGAACAAAAAUAUGGAAAAUUACCAGAUAGAUCAGAAGUCUAUGAUAGUGAAGAAGAAAACAUUGAAAUUGAUAAAUCUUGGACAAAAAUAAAACCCCGUUCAGGUGGAGGUCCACAAGCGUUCGAAACAGAAGAUGAAUAUAUAGAAGAGCAAUUGCGAAGAGCAAACCAACAUAUGCUCCAAGAUAAUAUUGAUAACGCUUUAAAAAUUUAUGAAUCCUUAAUCCUGAAAAAUCCUGAUUCUUAUGGAGCGUUUCUUGGCAAGGCAGUUGCAUUAGAUAAACUAUCAGAACAGCAGAAAAGUAAUAGCAAAUUAAAAGAUGCUAUUUUUGCGUACAAAAAAUAUUUGGCUUUUGGGGAUGAUAUAAAAGAUGACGUAACAUAUCGUAAAACAGCUGAACGUUGUAUAGAAAGGAUGAGAUUUUUAGGACUUGUUUCCCAAGCUGUAGCGAUUCACGAAAAUUUGAUUAAUCGUUUUCAAAAUGAUUUAAAAUUACAAAAUGAGUUAGCAGUCACAUAUUUAUUGAACAAUCAACUCCGAGAGGCAAAAAUUGUACUUCAUAAUACUUUAAUGAAAUGGCCGAAUGAUGGAUUUGCAAAAGUUCAUUACGGGUUUGUAUUAAAAAAUUUGGAUCGCGAUUUGGAAAAUGCUGUGAAUUAUUUGAAAGAUGGCAUCAAUUCUAAUCAGAAUGGAACACAAGAUGGGCGCUUUUAUUUUAAUUUGGGCGAAGCAUUGCAACGUUUAAAUCGUUCUGAUGAAGCUAUGGAAGUAUUUAGAAAAGGUGCUAAAAGAAAAUUAUUUCCAUCGGAAUAUCAAAGAUCUCUAUAUAAUGUAAAUAAUUUAAGGGCUAAACCAUUUUGGUUGAAAAAGGAAUUUCCAAAUGAUUAUCAGGACUUUUUCUCAAUGUUAGAAAGGAAUUGGAGGCAAAUACGUGAAGAAGGAAUUAAUGCAUUGAAUGAAAAAAAAUAUUUUAUAGAUGAAGCUGAAAAUUUGAAAGAUAAAGGUGAUUGGAAGCAGUUUGAGCUAUAUGCUCAAGGAAUAAAAAAAAUAAAAAAUUGCGAAAAAGCUCGUGUAACAUGUGCAUUGAUAGAAACAUUUCCACCAGCAAGAUAUUGUAGACGUGGUCAAACUAAGUUUAGUAUUAUGGAUGAAGGGACACACGUUUGGCCUCAUUGCGGUCCAACAAAUUGUAGGCUUAGAGCUCAUUUAGGCUUAAAAGUGCCAAGUGGUACCAAAAUUCGUGUAGCUAAGGAUUUAAAAACGUGGGAGGAAGGAAAAUUUUUAAUUUUUGAUGAUAGUUUCGAACAUGAAGUCUGGCAUAAUGGAACCAGUCCUAGAUUAGUUUUAAUAGUAGAUAUCUGGCAUCCAGAUUUAAGUGAAUCAGAACGCAAAAGUCUUUCUCCAAUAUAAAAAAAAUUCCUGUAAGAAAACAAUAACAUUAACUUGAGGUUUUGCCUUAUAAACCAAAGAGAAAAAAGGAAAUUUUAUACGAUUAAACAAUGGCUUACAUUAUAAGGCUAUUUAAUAAUUUAAUUAUUUUUUUUAAUACCAAUUUUUAUGCUGUGUUAGUUUUAAUAUAAGAUCGACUCGUAGUAUGUUAAGAAGCAUUUUGUAUCUCAAAGAUCUAAAGUAAAAAAAAUCAGUAAAAUUUUCGAAUAGUUUUUGUACAAAUGAUCCUUAAAUUUACAAUAAAGAAAAAUGAUGAUUUUUUAUGUUUUUAAGUAUUAGAUAUAAAAUUGAAA